Penicillium waksmanii is the source of this 453-nucleotide messenger RNA. RefSeq lists its product as uncharacterized. The coding region runs from base 1 to 453 and encodes 150 amino acids. The transcript has a single exon. Gene Ontology annotation, molecular function: flavin adenine dinucleotide binding; oxidoreductase activity, acting on CH-OH group of donors. The record is from RefSeq and is a predicted model, not a curated record. Lineage: Eukaryota; Fungi; Ascomycota; Eurotiomycetes; Eurotiales; Aspergillaceae.
AUGCUUCCAACUUCUCGAGGCAGAAUUACUCUUUCUUCGAAUGAUCCAACCGCUCCUCCGCAGAUUGAUCCAAACUAUUAUGCCACCGAGGUUGAUCGAACUAUGAUGUGCGCUGGUAUACGGCGGGCUUUGCAAGUCUUCCAAGAGUCCACAGCGCUGAAAGACGUGGUCGAGACCGAGGUCGCACCAGAGGGGUAUCCUGUGUUAACCACAAAAUCCUCAAAAGACGAAAUAGAUGCUCGUGCUCGACGGGUAGCGAACACUUUCUUCCAUCCAGUCGGCAGUUGUGCUAUGGGCAAGGCCGUGGAUACCGAAUUGCGUGUCUAUGGCGUGGAUGAGCUACGAGUUGUCGACGCCAGUGUACUGCCAACCUCAGUUGCUGCCCAUCACCAAUACUGCAUCUACACUGUCGCAGAUCGGGCUGCAGACUUUCUUGCUGAUAGUGGAAACUAA